Molecule: messenger RNA, 1857 nt
Organism: Triticum aestivum (bread wheat)
Lineage: Eukaryota; Viridiplantae; Streptophyta; Magnoliopsida; Poales; Poaceae
Product: putative wall-associated receptor kinase-like 16
Exons: 5
Coding region: 1-1857 (618 amino acids)
Biological process (GO): cell surface receptor signaling pathway; protein phosphorylation
Cellular component (GO): plasma membrane
Molecular function (GO): protein serine/threonine kinase activity; calcium ion binding; ATP binding
Source: RefSeq, a predicted model, not a curated record
AUGUACUUUGUACCCCAUCCACAAUCAAUAUUAUACGAGCAAGACAUAGGAUUUUACCUCUUCGAGAGGGCCCGAACCCGGGGCCCCCUUCCGAGAUCUGCCGGUUUUAGCACCGACACCGGCUUCUCCUCCACCGACACCGGCGUCGGGUGCUGCCAGAGCGCGAUACCGCCCGGGGUCAGCUUCUUCGAGCCGCACCAGCGCAACUUCCCGCCGCAGCAGGAAGAGAACUCCGCCUUCAUCAGCAACGCCACGUCCUGCCACUACGUGUUCCUCGUCGAGGCGGACUGGUUCAGCCACAGCGACCGCGUCUUCCUCAACCGCACCGACGACUUCCACGUGCCCGUCGUGCUCGACUGGGCCGUCCGGAACGUCGGCAACUGCAGCGCCUCCAGGCGCAACGCCACCGACUUCGCCUGCCGGAGCGCGCGCAGCGACUGCUUCGACGCCGCCAACGGCCCCGGGUACCGGUGCAACUGCUCCAGGGGCUACGACGGCAACCCGUACCUCGACGGUGGAUGCACAGACAUCGACGAGUGCCAACUGAAAGGCGAAUUCCCGUGCUACGGGGUCUGCAAUAACACGCAGGGAAGCUACACUUGCCAGUGCCCUCCCGGGACAAGUGGAGAUGUCACCAGGAAGGAUGGCUGCCGGCCAAAGGACAAGUUCACCUUAGCUCUGAAGAUCGUUACAGGAGUCAGCGUGGGGGUGUUCUUGUCCGUGUUCAUGUGCUUCUGGCUCUACCUGGGGCUCCAGAAGAGAAAGCUCAUCAAGGCAAAGCAGAGCUUCUUCGAGCACAACGGAGGCGUCAUCCCACAGCAGCAGAUGCGUGGCGCUGCCGGGGGAGGCGGUGCCGGGUUCAAGAUAUUCUCGGAAGAGGAGCUCAAGAAAGCGACCAACAACUUCGCCGUCGACCAGAUCCUCGGUCGCGGCGGGCACGGCAUUGUGUACAGAGGUGUUCUGGAGGACAAGACCAUUGUUGCCAUCAAGAAGUCCAAGAUGAUGGAGGCCACCGAGACCAAGGAGUUCGCGAGGGAGAUGCUCAUCCUCUCUCAGAUCAACCACCGGAAUGUCGUCAAGCUGCAGGGCUGCUGCCUCGAGGUGGAGGUGCCGAUGCUGGUCUACGAGUAUGUCUCCAACGGCACUCUCUACCACUACAUCCAUGGCGGUGAGGGCCCCGACACCAACAAGGCACUCGACACCCGCCUACGGAUAGCGGCGGAGUCGGCCGAGGCGCUGUCGUACAUGCACUUGUCGGCCUCGCCACCGAUCCUCCACGGCGAUGUCAAGACGGCCAACAUCUUGCUCGACGGCAGCCUCACCGCCAAAGUCUCUGACUUUGGGGCAUCGAAGCUAGAACCAAGUGACGAGGCUGAGAUUGCGACACUGGUGCAAGGCACCUGCGGGUACCUGGACCCAGAGUACCUCAUGACAUGCCAGCUGACGGACAAGAGUGAUCUCUUGACAGGGAAGAAGGUGCUCUGCUUUGAUGGGCCAGAGGAGGACAGGAGCCUCGUGUCCCGAUUCACGAGGGCCGUAAAAGUAGGCCGGCACGGCGAGCUCCUUGACGGCCGGGUGAGAUUGGAGAUGGGCCCGGAGGUGCUGGAAGAAGUAACGUACCUCGUGAUGCGGUGUGUGAGCAUGAUCAGGGAGGAGCAUCCGUCGAUGAAGGAAGUUGCAGAGAAAUUGGAAGCUCUAAGGAGGUAUCAACGGAACCCAUGGGGUCAGGCUGGUGCUUAUCCGGAUGAGGGGCAAAGCUUGCUUGGUAGAGAGCAACAACGUGAUGUGAAUUAUAGGUUGAGACCGCAAGACGUGCUUUAUCUUGAAGAGGGUAGUACAUACACUUUUAGCUUGUAG